This is a messenger RNA of Perognathus longimembris pacificus (Pacific pocket mouse), 1355 nucleotides long. It is a transcript of the gene Chrna10, whose product is annotated as cholinergic receptor nicotinic alpha 10 subunit. Gene Ontology annotation, cellular component: synapse; postsynaptic membrane; neuron projection. Gene Ontology annotation, biological process: monoatomic ion transmembrane transport; regulation of membrane potential; nervous system process. The transcript has 5 exons. NCBI's taxonomy places the organism in Eukaryota, Metazoa, Chordata, Mammalia, Rodentia, Heteromyidae. Gene Ontology annotation, molecular function: transmembrane signaling receptor activity; acetylcholine-gated monoatomic cation-selective channel activity. The record is from RefSeq and is a predicted model, not a curated record. The coding region runs from base 1 to 1344 and encodes 447 amino acids.
AUGGGGCCUGGGAGCUGCCAUCUCUAUCUGGGCUUUCUGUUCCUGUUGCUACUCCCUGCAGAGUGCCGGGGAGCUGAAGGCAGGCUGGCUCACAAGCUGUUCCGGGACCUCUUCACCAACUACACAAGUGCCCUGAGACCUGUGGCAGACACAGACCAGACCCUGAAUGUGACCAUGGAGGUGACACUGUCCCAGAUCAUCGACAUGGAUGAACGGAACCAGGUGCUCACCCUGUACCUGUGGAUCCGGCAGGAGUGGUCUGAUGCCUACCUGCGAUGGGACCCGGAUGCCUAUGGUGGCCUAGACGCCAUCCGCAUCCCCAGCCGACUUGUGUGGCGACCAGACAUCGUACUCUACAACAAGGCGGACACGCAGCCGUCGGCGUCGGUCAGCACGAACGUGGUGGUGCGUCACGACGGCGCGGUGCGCUGGGACUCCCCGGCCAUCACGCGCAGCUCGUGCCGCGUGGACGUGUCGGCCUUCCCGUUCGACGCGCAGCGCUGUGGCCUGACGUUCGGCUCGUGGACGCAGGGCGGGCACCGGCUGGACGUGCGUCCGCGCGGCGCCUCGGCCGGCCUGGCGGACUUCGUGGAGAACGUCGAGUGGCGCGUGCUGGGCAUGCCGGCGCGCCGGCGCGUGCUGACGUACGGCUGCUGCUCCGAGCCCUACCCGGACGUCACCUUCACGCUGCUGCUGCGCCGCCGCGCCGCCGCCUACGUGUGCAACCUGCUGCUGCCCUGCGUGCUCAUCUCGCUGCUCGCGCCGCUCGCCUUCCACCUGCCCGCCGACUCGGGCGAGAAGGUGUCGCUGGGCGUCACCGUGCUGCUGGCGCUCACCGUCUUCCAGCUGAUCCUGGCCGAGAGCAUGCCGCCUGCCGAGAGCGUGCCGCUCAUAGGAAAGUACUAUAUGGCCACUAUGACCAUGGUCACAUUCUCCACAGCGCUCACCAUCCUUAUCAUGAACCUGCAUUACUGUGGUCCCAACGCCCGCCCAGUGCCAGCUUGGGCGCGGGCCCUCCUGCUGGGACACCUAGCAAAAGGCCUGUGUGUUCGGGAACGAGGAGAACCCUGUGGGCAUUCCCGGCCACCCAAGUUAUCCCCUAGUCCUGUGCCUCCUACUGUCACCCCAGCGGGCCCUUGCCACGAGCCUCGGUGUCUUUGCCACCAGGAAGCCCUCCUGCAUCAUGUAGCCACCAUUGCCAGCACCUUCCGAAGCCACAGAGCUGCCCAGCGCCGUCAUGAGGACUGGAAGCGCCUGGCCCGUGUGAUGGACCGUUUCUUCCUGGGCAUCUUCUUCUCCAUGGCCCUGGUCAUGAGCCUCCUGGUGCUGGUACAGGCCCUGUGAGAGGCUGGAGC